Lasiosphaeria miniovina is the source of this 921-nucleotide messenger RNA. RefSeq lists its product as uncharacterized. The transcript has a single exon. The annotation marks the transcript as partial. NCBI's taxonomy places the organism in Eukaryota, Fungi, Ascomycota, Sordariomycetes, Sordariales, Lasiosphaeriaceae. The record is from RefSeq and is a predicted model, not a curated record.
UCCAGCGACGCCGGCGAAUUCACAAUCUUCAAUGUCCAUCAUCGAGUAGCAGCACCUACACCCCGCCCACUGCCCCUGAGCAUGGAAUGGGAUGAGCAGUGUGCAUCGAUUGAUCGAGAACUUGGAGGCGCCACGCUGACGAAGGAGGCGAGGCGAAUCCUUUCCGUGGAAAUGGUAUCAGAGGUUGUCUCGGUUGAGCUUGUGUCGAGAGCUCCUUUUGUUGAGACCGAUGGGCCAACGAUAGGCCAACCGACCAUCUUGAUUGUUGCACGCUGGCUCGACGAAGGCUGCUCUGCUAUAUGGGAACGUGCGGUUAGCAAGAUCAAGAAGUUGGUCGAUUCGAGACGCGUGGAGAGCGGGAAUCUCGGAGAGAUUGACAUCGCUGUCGAGAUGAUUGCCGAGGAGCACAGCCGACGAAAGCAUAUCUUGCCCGUGUCUGCCGAGCUCCUCGCACGCGGGAUGGAGACGGAUUGGGCUCUCAUCAAGAACAAGGUCGCCAGCAUCAUGGAGAGUCAUCCGGCCACGGCGGGCCAUGUCACGUCCAUCCAGCUCUUCCGGCUAGGUUUUUCGGCAGACGACGACGAGAACCCCGACACGGUUUAUGUGUCAGUCGGCUAUGAAUGCCUUGAGACGAAGUGGCCGCCUGUGGUUCGAGAAAUCCAACAAUUCCUCGGCCAAAUCACCUAUGCCGACCUGAAACUCCAUCUGGAGCACAAUAUUGUCGAGCAGUGCGCCUUCCCCUUGGUACCCAGCAGUCGCAGCCGCGCCGAGAAUGAGGCGCGGCAAAGAGAGAUGAGGCUGGUGCCAGAGAUGCCGUACCAGACCAGAGUGAAUUUGGGAGCCGAUAUUGGCGCGAGCAACUACGUGACGGGGAGCGACGGCAACCUCUUUUCCCCCUUAAUUAGGACGCUAGGCUGUUAG